UUUUUAUCUCCCCGAGUGGUAACGUCUUCCUUAAACUAAGAGUUCCGCAUAUGCACCGGAAAUGGCAGAAUUGUGUGCGGAAGAAUGCCAGGGUGGGAACGGAAGUGGUCGGAAGUAGAGCGGAUCGGCAAUGAACAACAAAUUCGAUGCUCUUAAAGAUGACGACAGUGGGGAUCAUGAUCAGAACGAGGAAAACGGCACACAGAAAGAUGGUGAGAAGGAAAAAAAUGACAAGGAGAAAAACCAAGGCUCUUCAAGGAAAAAGAGUGUUGUGCCAGGACCAGCGGAGCACCCCUUACAGUACAACUACACAUUUUGGUACUCACGCAGAACUCCAGGAAGGCCGACCAGCUCCCAGAGCUAUGAGCAGAACAUUAAACAGAUCGGUAUCUUUGCUUCUGUGGAACAAUUUUGGAGGUUCUACAGUCACAUGGUUCGUCCUGGGGACCUAACUGGGCACAGUGAUUUUCACCUCUUCAAGGAAGGGAUCAAACCAAUGUGGGAGGAUGAUGCAAACAAAAAUGGAGGAAAGUGGAUAAUUCGCCUACGCAAAGGCCUAGCAUCGCGAUGCUGGGAGAAUCUCAUACUGGCCAUGCUGGGAGAGCAAUUCAUGGUUGGAGAGGAGAUCUGUGGGGCUGUUGUCUCUGUCCGUUUCCAGGAAGACAUCAUAUCCAUUUGGAACAAGACUGCAAGUGACCAGGCAACCACUGCUCGUAUCCGAGACACAUUGCGGCGAGUCCUGAAUUUGCCUCCCAACACUGUUAUGGAAUACAAAACACACACAGAUAGCAUCAAGGACAAAACAAGCUUCAGGAAUACCAAAAUUGCUUUGUGAACACAAGGAUCUUUUCCUGCUUUGCUGUCUGCAUUCAGUUUGAGUAUUCUCUGUUUAAGCACCACCAGGUCAGAGGCCCAACAGUUCUUGGUAAAAAGUUCUACAGCCUCAACUAUGGCUGGGAUUGGGUUUGAUCUUUUUGCUGUUUUUUUUUUUAAGCCUGUUACCUACAUCAAUCAUCUUUUAAAGAUUUCUACCACUACAACUGCAUCCCUCACAAGAGGGAAAAGCAUUGUACAUUUAUUUUUGGGAUCUGUUUUAUUUCUUACAUUAAAUUUCCUUGGAUCAAGAGCACAAUGAAAAUUGUUUGUAGCAUGCCGGAAUCCUCUAGUGGCCAAGCAGAGGUAUAACAAAGCAUGCUAGUAAGUUAAAAAUAUAAAAUUUAUUGCAUGUUAUUAAAAUUCAAACAUUCCCCUAGGCGCUAUGAGGGGAAUGUUUGAAUUUUAAUAACAUGCAAUCAAAUUUAUAUUUUUAAUUUACUAGCAUGCUUUGGGAAUAUUUUUCAAGUUACAUGUUUUUUAUUUAUAGAUUUUAUUUCAUUUUUAAGUAAUGAAAGAUUGACAUUGAACUUUUUUUUAUAUGUAGAGUCCUCUUCAGCACUGAUGGAGUUAAGUACUCCCUUCUAUUGAGAAGUCCCCCCUUUCCUCCCAGCAUUUGCCUUGUUCCUUUUCUUAAGCACUUUGUUACUUUCCUUUCCAUUUGUUAUGCAAAGGAUUAUGUGUAUAGUAGUAAUCAUAUUGCCUGACCCAUUACUGAGAUAUAUCAGUAUUAUACUUUGUGUAUAUAAAAAAAAUGUUUGUUUGCUGAUGUCUGCAGCUGUCACUUCUUCUACAGCUUUGACAUUAAAUUGUAAGAUCUC
Xenopus laevis (African clawed frog) is the source of this 1694-nucleotide messenger RNA. It is a transcript of the gene eif4e2.S, whose product is annotated as eukaryotic translation initiation factor 4E family member 2 S homeolog. Gene Ontology annotation, cellular component: P-body; eukaryotic translation initiation factor 4F complex; cytoplasm. NCBI's taxonomy places the organism in Eukaryota, Metazoa, Chordata, Amphibia, Anura, Pipidae. Gene Ontology annotation, biological process: translational initiation. The transcript is spliced from 7 exons. Gene Ontology annotation, molecular function: RNA binding; RNA 7-methylguanosine cap binding; translation initiation factor activity. The record is from RefSeq and is a predicted model, not a curated record. Bases 131 to 835 code for a protein of 234 amino acids.